This is a messenger RNA of Moneuplotes crassus, 850 nucleotides long. The record is from the annotation of a GenBank genome assembly. NCBI's taxonomy places the organism in Eukaryota, Ciliophora, Spirotrichea, Euplotida, Euplotidae.
UUUGGGGCGGGUGGGAAAUAGGAGUGGUUAGGAAUGGAUUUGAGUCAUCUUGGCGGGUUAGAAAGUUGGGUUAUUUACCACCUCUCCACUCUCGAAUCACUCCAGUUCAACUUCCCCCAAUUCUCCUUAUCCCUGGCAGCUCUUGCUUAAAAAGUUAGCCCCAAAAUUUAGAAAUUCAGUCAGGCACAGAGGAAAUUUAUAGCUUGGCAGUGACCAGCGGGAUGGAUGGAGUGGAAAUGGAGGCCUUAUGGACCUUUGGGUGUUAGCAGAAGAGAUACUAGCAAAGGAAGGCUAAAAGGGGUAUGGUGAAGUGCCAAUGAUGGACAAGACUGAAAAUAACCAAGAAUGGGAAGAAAUAUUAGGAAAAAUUGAGGUGAUGGAUUGUGAGAGAAGUGGAGUUUGAUUUUAUAAUUAAAUUAUAAGUUAUACAGAGUCGGUAUUGGAGUCUUGCUUAAUAUGCUGGCUAUAUGAGCAGGAUUUUAAGAAUUUCGCUCGAAGGAAUACUUCUGAGACCCUCUUUGGAAGUCUUAGGCAAGCUAAGGACUCUCCAAGUAGCACAGAUUUUGGGGUUGUAGGUCAUUGGUUUAUAGUCUUUGAGCUUUCUUUUGGGUUUUCUUUGGAAGUGGCCAUGAAGGGGCUUGGUGGUGGUAUUGGGAUUUUUGGUGAUAGAAGAUGAACGGAAAUCAGCCCUGUUGGCUUUACCUUUGUUCAAUCGAAGAGUAUUUGUGAAUUGGACUGAGGAAUUUGGAAUUUGAGGAGAGGGCUCUGUAUCAACGAAAGACAAAUCUGAGAAUAACAGAAUGUCUUGAGAAGGAUGGUCUAGAAUGAUUUUGGAAUUCAUGAAUAUAAU